GUCGAAACCGGAAGUUGAAUUAUCAGCUGAUCCGGCUGGCUGUUGUUGAUGCCUGAAGUUGCCGUUGUUUGGACACUGUGUUGCUCUUAUCAGCGCCUGACAUUGAAGACAAAUUAAACCCGAGCAAAGGACACGUUGGGCUUUUACCGGCAGACGGGUUUAGGAGUCACGGGGAAAGCGUUUCGCCGAGCAGCAGAAGACCUCAGGAAGCUCUAAAGCUUGGUUAAAAGGAAGAGAAGCGACACCGCAAUCAGCCGACGGCUUGCGUGCUUUCUUUGUUUACGUCGUGCAUGUCUGAACCGCGAUAUUUCUUUUGUUUGUCUCGGAUCUAGAAUUAUUUUCUGCACGUUAUUUAUGUUUAUACCUUAUUCCGUGAGCAGCUAGCUCCUAAAAUAAAACGUUAGCCCGUAGCGCAUAUCUACAGCGUUGGUGCUUUCGUAACCGCCCGCCAGGCACAACGACGGCCAACUGAGGCGAUCAACGGGCUUUGAGACACUCUUUGUUGUGCUUCUGUUUUUUUUUUUUAUGGGUCCAUCACUGACUCAGUCGGUCUGAUUGAAGACCAGACAUAUGAUGUUACGUCGAAGCCUGUUUGAGAAGUGUGGCUGUUAAACACGUCUUUUUAUUCCUGAAGUUGGAUCCAGGGAAUUAACUGUAUUAAAUAUCGAUUUAAAACCACAACAACUGCCAAACGGUUCACUCACAGCGGUCUUUGAAAGGGUUCAGCUUGGCUGGCAGGUUGCAUCAUUGUUUGUGUGACUGCUGUUUAUUGCCUAUGUUCAGUAUUAAGUGAUUCCGUCAAUGUCAUUGUGAAUAUUCAACACUUUUGUUUUCAUUUUUUUUAAGUAACCCAUGACAUGUGAUAAACCGGCCGCCCAUUGCUGUAAACCAUAGUCUGAGUCGUUAGAUGCUCACAAGCGGGUCAAAUGUAGAUAGUUAUGAAUUAAAAUAGUCAUCAAACUAUUGAGACUGCGCUGUGGUCCGAGACAGACAGGUGAAGAUAGAGGGUCCCUCGGAGGGUCCCAUUGUGUCUCGAGGUGAGGUGAGCUGCCCCCCACUACUUGCCAAUGCUGGACCUUGAGGUGGUGCCUGAGAGAUCACUGGGAAAUGAGCAAUGGGAAUUCGCUUUAGGGAUGCCAUUGGCCCAGGCCAUCGCUAUUCUGCAGAAACACUGCCGCAUCAUCAAAAAUGUCCAGGUGCUUUACAGUGAACAGACACCACUCAGCCAUGACCUCAUACUGAACUUGACUCAGGAUGGGAUUAAACUGCUCUUUGACGCCACAAAUCAGAGACUCAAGGUGAUUGAAGUGUACGACCUGAGCAAAGUCAAGUUGAAAUACUGUGGAGUCCAUUUCAACUCUCAGGCCAUUGCCCCCACAAUUGAGCAAAUCGACCAGUCAUUUGGAGCUACGCACCCCGGAGUUUACAAUGCUGCAGAACAGUUGUUCCAUCUCAACUUUCGAGGCCUGUCCUUUUCCUUUCAACUGGACUCAUGGAAUGAAGCUCCAAAAUACGAGCCUAACUUUGCCAUGGGUUUGGCCUCCCUGCAGAUUCCACAUGGGGCCAUGGUCAAGAGGAUGCACAUCUACACUGGCAACAACCUGCAAGAAACCAGGGCUCCUGUGAUGCCGUUGGCUUGUUUCCUGGGGAACAUCUUUGCAGAAAGUGUUGAUGUCCUGAGAGAUGCUGCAGGGCCUCUGGGGCUUAAACUCCGCCUUCUCACUGCAGGCUGUGGUCCAGGUGUGAUGGCUGAUUCAAAAGUGAGAUCCCUGGAAAGGAGCAUCUACUUUGGAGAUUCGUGUCAAGAUGUACUGGGUGCUCUGGGCUCGCCACAUAAAGUCUUCUACAAGUCCGAGGACAAGAUGAAGAUCCACUCUCCGUCACCUCACAAGCAGGUCCCUUCAAAAUGUAACGACUACUUCUUCAACUACUUCACCCUUGGAGUGGAUAUCCUGUUUGAUUCAGCGACUAACCUGGUUAAGAAGUUUGUUCUACAUACCAACUACCCCGGCCAUUACAACUUCAACAUAUAUCAUCGAUGUGACUUUAAGAUUCCACUCAUCAUUAAGAAAGAAGGAGCCGAUGCUCAGACGGAGGACUGCCUGUUAACAACCAACAGCAAGUGGGAUCACAUUCAGGAACUGCUCGGUCACCCGAUGGAGAAACCUGUCGUGCUCCACAGGUCCUCGUCAGCCAAUAACACCAACCCGUUCGGCUCUACGUUCUGCUUUGGACUGCAGAGGAUGAUCUUUGAGGUGAUGCAGAAUAACCACAUAGCAUCAGUGACCCUUUAUGGUGCUCAUCGGACCGCAAGUCAAACCCGACCCGAGUCCAGCAGUAGUUCCCACUGAACCAGUAACUAGAACCUCAUCCCAUUCUGUCCUGAGUCUAGUCACUCUUCUGACUGAAUCUUUAAGCCGGGGCCCGAUUCAUAACCAAGCAGACCGAAACCAGAGCCAUAAUGUAUUUCCUACCACGCUCAGAUGCUACUCAUUGAACGGAACCGCAACCAGAAUCCAGAAUAACCAAGUACCACCUGGUUCGAUUCAGCUUUUCCUGCUGGGUCCCGAGACUUACUCCCCCCAAUCAGACAACAACUGGUCGGCAAAGUCAACCCAACCCGGACUAUCCCAGGCACCAGGAUGCAGUGACAUGGUCGAGGGUGGAUCGAAAUAAUGUCUUCGUGGUGCUGCAAGCUGACAGGCUGAAGAAAAUCUAUGCUCAAAUAGAGCUCAGCUGUUUCCUGUUUCCAUCCGGUGACUCAAUUUGCCCAGAAUCCACAGAACCGUAUGUCCGGACUGCAGUUUGGAUGGCAUGCUUCCACGGCUGCCUUUAUUAGACAAUGACCGCCAUCACUUUGUGGUGUGAUGAUCAGCAUUAUCAUCUGAAACACAUCUCUACAUGAACUGACCCACUAAAUAAACAUCAACCAACCACACUGCCAGCCCGACCAGUACCGCCUCCCUUCCUGCAACAGCUGAAGAUCCGCGCUCCACUGGCCCAAUCAAAACCCUGACUCAUUAAAACCGCAAACACCAAACCGGCCGGGCCCAACCAAACGUCUUCAGAACCAAACACAUUGCAGGCUGUGCAAGAAUUUUAAGCAGAAAAGCAUGAUAACCCAGAUGUUUUCAGGCGAGAGAAGAACCAAACCCCAUCUAGGAUUUGGGCAGACAUGUGGCACAGGCUGACCAGAUGUGAAGCCUCCCCCCGGCAAAACGGUCCAAACGUUGUCAACGUUAUUGUCUCCCUCUUAAACCGUCCUCCUCACUAGUUCGACAGGCCAAGCACAGCACUGAACACUAUUAAGCCAUCACAGCUGUUAUUAUUGCAGCUCUAGAUGUUGUUGUGUAUGUCUCCUUAUUUAUACACACACACACACACACAUGGAUAAAUGAGCAUUUGCAUGUGUAAGGAGGCUGUUACAAAGUGACAUCAGUGAGUCAAACACACAUAUAUUUAGUCUCUAACUAUAACGUGGUUCUAACCCCAAAAAGCCGGUUUUAUCUUUUUAGCGUUUUUAAAUGCAGACCAAACAUGCAGACAUGACCUGAGGAUUUGCAUGCAAGAUGCUUUUGAAUGAGAGGAAAGUUACUAUAAGCACAAACUGGCAACCCGUUAUUUGUACUUGCUCCUGCAUGUCGUGAGGGGCUCUUCUGCCCUGCUUCAUUCAUUCACACCACGACCAUUUCUAAUGUGUUCCCUUGUUACAUUUGCACUAAUGUACACCUUUUUACUUGAUGGGUUCAUUGUGCCCUAUCCUCACAGACAGAUUUGUGCAGAGAUGGUGGUGUGUGUUUUUAUCCAUGAGCUGAGUCACAAGGCAGGUCCUCCCACAAUGCACCAUGUAUGCAGAUCAUAUCGUCUGUGUCACACUCAUCCGCCUGUUUCCUUAUCUCAACAUGUGAUGGAUGCAUCAUCCCUCAGUAAUGUCUGCAUUUCUUGUUGAAUUGCCAAAUGCUUCAGCCAAAGAUGAUUCCGGAGGAUUUCAUUUGAUCGGCGGACAUUAUCACUGUAGUCUCUUGAGUCUACACCCGUCCCACGCAGAGGGUCCUUAGUUGUCUAUCUCCCUUCUCUUGUGUCUUCUAUGUCAAACCUGAACAUUUCAGUCAUUGCCGCGGUAACGCCUCUAAAUUCAGCUCCUGGUUUCUGUAAUUGACAGACAGUAGUUACACAAGAAGUGAAUAGUGUGUUGUGAUACCGAUCAGCCUGUCUUUCAUCAGGGUUUGGUUACAGAGACAUUUUUAACAAUCAUAGUGAUCUAUUGUACAGUUGGUUGUUGUCAGAGCUAUAAUUAAAAGAUUCCUCUGUGAAUUCAGUUUACGAAACGGGAACGAACAUUAUCAUUCCUUCAUAACAUUUGCUUCCCUCCAAAGGACUGAAUUUGGAAUAUUUUUCCUCAUUUGCAUUCAAAUAAACUGUUUAUUAUUUGA
Molecule: messenger RNA, 4433 nt
Organism: Pungitius pungitius (ninespine stickleback)
Lineage: Eukaryota; Metazoa; Chordata; Actinopteri; Perciformes; Gasterosteidae
Gene: phaf1
Product: phagosome assembly factor 1
Exons: 16
Coding region: 1068-2351 (427 amino acids)
Biological process (GO): Golgi to plasma membrane protein transport
Cellular component (GO): dendrite; trans-Golgi network; synaptic vesicle membrane
Source: RefSeq, a predicted model, not a curated record